CUGAUGUUAAAAGAAAGAAGCUUUGAGUUAAAAUCUCAGAAUUUUGAUUAUUCUUCGGAUUUAAAAACUGUUCCUUUCUUCUAAAGCAGUCUUGCUCAGAGUGUGAAAGUGAAUGAAGAAUGCAGCAGAACAGCUUUUUCCUGGGGUCGACCCGUGACAUUACCGAUGCGAGAACUGGCUGGAAUUUGCGUCCUGGACAGGACAUUGAUACGAAUAGAUACAGCGUGAACUUGAAUGUUGAUGAUACAUUCUCUUUCUUCUAUAAUGAUCUUUAUCUUAGACAAGUGAAGGAAGCAUUGAGACAAACCAUGCUGGUACAUGAAUCUGUCUUUGAAAGUCAGAUCUAUGAGCUUCAUCGUCUGUAUCGGAAGCAGAAGGAACUGAUGAUGGAAAUGGAGGAAACUCGACAUCAUAAGACCCUGUACUUAAAUUCUGGUUUCCCUAUCCCUAGAACACACUGGAUGAGUUCAAGCAUUUCCGCGUAUCAAACUAGGAAUUUGCCUCAUGAAGAAGAAGACAUUCCUAGACUUCUUGUAGAUAACAAGGUUGAGAAGUUUGAAAAGAAGGUCUUGGAUCUUGAACUACCGGUUUUUGAGUAUAAUGAUAUGUUUGGAGAAGUUCAUGAAGCUCAAAACUUUUUGGAAGAGCAAUCUCUGAAAAGGAUGUCUCUGGAUUCGAGUAAGCAGUCGAGUAAGCUACUACUUGAUUUGAAUGAACCGGCCAAGAUCGAGGAACAUUCAGAUUAUGUGUUCAAUCAGUUCCUAAGUACAGUUACAUCAAAUGAAAUUGGAGAAGAGUCUGAUACAAAGAAUGAGGGAGAAAGUUUAGUAAAAGGUUCCAACGGGAUGAAUGAAGCGCAAGGAUCUGUCAAAUGUCAAGAAGAGUACGGAAUUGACUUGAAUAUGUCUCCCCUUUCAUCCGAAGAAGAAAUAACUAUUGUUAAGAAGUUUGAAACCGAGAAACCUAGAGGGUCUUCUUUAGUUUCGUUGCAUGGAAAGCACGGUUCAGAGCAGCCGCGAGUGGUUGUCCAAGCGCUACCAUGUUUAACUAGCACUUUACUUUUGGACAAGCGAUAUAAGUCAUUGAUGAGAGGCUCAAGGUCGAAGAAAAAGGUAAAACGUUGUCCAAGCAACAUAACCUUCAAAGGCUUAGAUCUUGACCCGCAGUCGAGUGCUCAAGCCACCUCAGAAUCUCAAAGCAAUCAAACGAGUAUGGAGAAAGGGAGUUCAAGUUCUUUGUCUGAGGCAAAAUCUGCAAAAAAGGGGACUAAUCUAGGAAAGAAAAGGCAUUGUAAACCACAAAUGAAAUCCAGUAAGGGUCAAAAGGUAGUCGCGAAAAGAAGUGGAAGAGUUAAACGGAAGAAGAGCAGAAGGAUAUCUCUAGUUACAGAGGGAAAUUAUCAAGAAGUAUCUGCUGCUGAGGCCAUAGUUGAUAUGUCUAGAAAGUCUGGUCGAGAAACGGCUGAUUGUAUCACUUCUGUAAGCAGAAAUCUACUUUGGUUCGCCGAGAUUUCUUCUUCUGUUGCUGAGGACUACAAAACAGAAUUUUUGGAGCUGACAGAGACGAAGCUAGAGGAGCAGGAGAAAGAUCUGAGAUUGAACUCUUUAGACAACAUAGCAGCAGUCUCCAGCAUUGUCCUUAAAAAGCAGAGGAGAAGCCGGGCCAGGCAGGGGAAGCGGAAAUGCAAAGAUGACCAGCACGAUGAUAACCCGAGUUUAGGAACAUUUUCAGAAUGUGAAGCCAAUGAGGAUCUGCAGGUAAUAGGAAAGCUAAUUGAAGCGUCUGAAUUAAAAUGGAAUUGUGGGUUCCCCAAGAACAAGCGCAAAAGCUCUCCUCCUAAACCAAUAGAUGCUUUCACUUCCUCGGGGGAAGCAAAAACGGGCGUCGAUUGGGGAGCCUUAAAGAAGCGAAGACGAGGCGCUAGAAUACCUGCUGCUGAUUUUAAGCAUAUGAUCAUCAACCAAGUAGUAUAGCCAAACUAAAGAGGUAAUUUACAAUACUUGCCAAUGCCAUAGUUUGCUUCAUGAUUUUUGGAGAAUCAAGAAUCUUACGGAAGAUGUUGCUUUUUGUAACAAGUCUUGUUCUAGAUAUGAAGACUACAUAGGAGAUAUUAAACUGUUAGAAUAUCA
Arabidopsis arenosa is the source of this 2129-nucleotide messenger RNA. The record is from the annotation of a GenBank genome assembly. Lineage: Eukaryota; Viridiplantae; Streptophyta; Magnoliopsida; Brassicales; Brassicaceae.